CGAUGCGCAUGGUGCAUGUGCUGGUACUUCCGCCUGCUGCCGACGCGGGCCAUGCAGGUGUGACCAGCAUGUGGUCAUGCCUCGGCUGCCGACGGCUCGGCCUCGGCGGUGCGGCUUGUUCGUAGUGCCCCUCAAGCCAGGAGCUGGCCCGCCCGCCCCGGCCAGCGAGCUGUUGCAUUCGGGUUCGCCAUCCAGCCGCUCAGCGCAGAUGCGAAAUCUUCGGGCCGUCUGGCGUGCCUCGCGCUUCGAUGCGAUGCGUUCGGAGUCUGCGAACAGGCAACGCAGCAUGCGGCGGCCGGAUGCACAGCAUGCUCGUCCUUCCAUGCUCUCCUGAGCUGGGUCUCCGCAUAUGCUGCUGCUCCUGUGCUUCUGCUUCUCCGUCGUCCGUCGUGCAUCUUGUUGAUGGCUUGCAGAGGGCCUUCGUGCCUGCACAGAAGGCCUCUCGACGCCCUUUGCCGCGCAGCGAAGGGAGAUCUGGGGCGGAGCUGCAAAUUGGCUGCCGUGUGCGGAGCGCCGCGGGCACACCGAGCGCCCCAAAGCACCGUCGUGGCUGCCGGUCGGCCGGCGCGGCGUCGAUCCUGUGGCGCCACACCGGCGCCGAGGCGGCCGCAUCCGAAGACGCUCGGCGCAGCAAAUGGCGCGCCGACGCCGCACGCCCUCAUCCCUCCGGGGCCGCAUCGAAGCCAGCUGCUCUUCCAAGCGCCCGCGAGACGAGAGGCGCAGCAUGCAGCAGCAGCGCCGACGAGGAGAUGGUGUGCGGCGGCGAAUGUCUACGCCGGCGGCGCUGAGGUGCGGCGACAGGAGAGAUUGGUUAUCGCGAAUAGAAGCACCUGCAGGCCCGCUCUGUGACGCCGUGACUCGAGCGCAGGAC
Molecule: messenger RNA, 871 nt
Organism: Tilletiopsis washingtonensis
Lineage: Eukaryota; Fungi; Basidiomycota; Exobasidiomycetes; Entylomatales
Exons: 1
Coding region: 249-788 (179 amino acids)
Source: RefSeq, a predicted model, not a curated record